AUGUCCACUGAGUCCAUUGCGCCAAGCGGGGCACGCAGCGUGGAGAGGAAUGGACUUGUUUCCGGACUGGAGCAAGUCCCUUCGACUGUACUUGCGGUCGCUGGAGCACGGGUAUACCAUACCAAACUGAACGCCAAAGACACACAAUGGAACUACUCCCAGUGGAAGGGUACGUUGUCAUUCGGAAGGGACAUCGACACCCCCAUCUCGCGGACAAACAGCGCGAGCGACACAGAAAAAUACUGGUUCCGCCUUGCCGACGACGAAACAGGGAGGACGGUGUGGAUGUUCAAAUUUCCGGAGCAGUUUGAGUAUCUUGUCGACCGACCGUUCUUCCACGUUUUUCAGGGAAGGACACGACGCUAUGGCUUCCUCUUCAACGACGACGACGAAGCUUCUAUGUUCGGAAAUGAGGUCAUCAACAGGAUUUACAACGGCAGUCAGUAG
Cyclocybe aegerita is the source of this 447-nucleotide messenger RNA. The record is from the annotation of a GenBank genome assembly. Lineage: Eukaryota; Fungi; Basidiomycota; Agaricomycetes; Agaricales; Hemipholiotaceae.